GGAGGCGCACACCUUGGGCCGUGGCGGUGGCGGUGGCGGCGGUGGCAGCGGCAGGCUGGGAAACUUUGCCCCUUUGUGCGCUCCGCCCCGGAGGCGGCGGGCAGGCAGCGUAGCCUUCUCCAUCAUCCUGACCCAGGGAGGGGAACUCCUCACCCUAAUCUGCCCCACCACACACCCACUGGCUCACCUCAUGCUGGAGCCCGGGGUGGGUGAGGGUGAAGAACCCACCCAGCCAAGAUGAAAUCUUCCUUGGGGGCUGCUGCUGCUACUGUCUUGCCCCAGAUCCUGGGGCCCUGCAGGUGGGAGACUGGUCCUGGAAGGAGUCCCGCGAGCCGGCUGCAGAGGAGGUGAAGAGGGUUAAGAAGAGGCGCCCAUCCCAGAGGCGGAAGCUCUUUGCCUUCACCCUUGUAGACUUGUUUAGGAGAGAAGGACCUGUUUGCAGGCAGGAGACUGGACAGUUUAACCUGGCAUCUAUGCCCCCUUCCCUGGCAACGGCAGCGUCAUGAGCCAGUUUCAGGUGCCCUUGGCAGUCCAACCGGACCUGUCAGGACUUUAUGAUUUCCCGCAGGGCCAGGUGAUGGUAGGGGGCUUCCAGGGGCCUGGGCUUCCGAUGGCUGGGAGUGAGACCCAACUUCGAGGGGGUGGAGAUGGGCGAAAGAAAAGGAAACGGUGUGGGACCUGCGAUCCCUGCCGACGUCUGGAAAACUGUGGGUCUUGUACCAGCUGCACCAAUCGUCGGACACACCAGAUCUGCAAACUCCGCAAGUGUGAGGUGCUGAAGAAAAAAGCGGGGCUCCUUAAGGAGGUGGAAAUAAAUGCUCGUGAAGGAACGGGGCCCUGGGCACAAGGGGCGACUGUCAAGACAGGCUCAGAGCUCAGCCCAGUUGAUGGACCUGUUCCAGGUCAGAUGGACUCAGGGCCAGUGUACCAUGGAGAUUCAAGGCAGCUAAGCACCUCAGGGGCGCCCGUCAAUGGUGCUAGAGAGCCUGCCGGACCCAGUCUUCUGGGAGCUGCGGGUCCUUGGCGGGUAGACCAGAAGCCCGACUGGGACGCUGCCUCAGGCCCUGCUCACACCGCUCGCCUGGAAGAUGCCCACGAUCUGGUGGCCUUUUCGGCUGUGGCCGAAGCUGUGUCCUCUUACGGGGCCCUUAGCACCCGGCUCUAUGAAACCUUCAACCGUGAGAUGAGUCGUGAGGCUGGGAACAACGGCAGGGCACCCCGGCCUGAGAGCUGCUCUGAGGGCAGUGAAGACCUGGACACGUUACAGACGGCCCUGGCCCUGGCGAGGCAUGGCAUGAAACCACCCAACUGCAACUGCGAUGGCCCAGAGUGCCCCGACUACCUCGAGUGGCUGGAGGGGAAGAUCAAGUCUGCGGCCAUGGAGGGAGGGCAGGGGCGGCCCAGGCUCCCAGGCACUCUGCCUCCGAGUGAGGCUGGCCUUCCAGCCCCAAGCACCAGACCACUCCUUAGCUCUGAGGUCCCCCAGGUACCUCCCCUGGAGGGCCUGCCUCUGUCCCAGAGCGCCCUGAGCAUUGCCAAGGAAAAAAACAUCAGCCUGCAGACAGCCAUCGCCAUCGAGGCCCUCACACAGCUCUCCUCAGCCCUCCCUCAGCCUUCUCAUUCCACCUCCCAGGCUUCUUGUCCACUCCCUGAGGCCUUGUCCCCUUCUGCCCCUUUCAGGUCUCCCCAGUCCUACCUCCGGGCCCCCUCGUGGCCCGUGGUUCCCCCAGAGGAACAUCCAUCCUUUGCUCCUGACAGCCCAGCCUUCCCUCCAGCAACUCCAAGAACUGAGUUUUCUGAAGCAUGGGGCACUGACACCCCUCCAGCGACACCCCGGAACUCCUGGCCUGUACCUCGCCCGAGCCCCGACCCUAUGGCUGAACUGGAGCAGCUAUUGGGCAGCGCCAGUGAUUACAUCCAGUCAGUAUUCAAGCGGCCCGAGGCCCUUCCCACCAAGCCCAAGGUCAAGAUUGAGGCCCCCCCUUCCUCCCCCGCUCCAGCACCAUCUCCUAUUUCCCAGAGGGAGGCUCCCCUGCCAUCUUCAGAGCCUGACACCCACCAGAAGGCCCAGACAGCGCUUCAGCAACACCUUCAUCACAAGCGCAACCUGUUCUUGGAACAGGCCCAUGAUGCCUCCUUCCCUACUUCCACAGAGCCUCAGGCUCCUGGUUGGUGGGCCCCACCAGGCUCACCUGCCCCGCGGCCUCCUGACAAACCACCCAAGGAAAAGAAAAAGAAGCCCCCUACUCCAGCUGGAGGUCCUGUGGGAGCAGAGAAAACCACCCCUGGGAUCAAGGCCAGUGUCCGAAAGCCCAUUCAGAUCAAGAAGUCCAGGUCCAGGGACAUGCAGCCCCUCUUCCUGCCUGUUAGGCAGAUUAUUCUGGAAGGGCUAAAACCCCAAGCCUCCGAAGGACAGGCACCUACACCUGCCCAGCUCCCCGUCCCGCCCCCCGCCUCCCAGGGUGCUGCCUCCCAGAGCUGUGCUACCCCUCUACCCCCAGAACCUUCUCUUGCGCUGUUUGCACCUAGUCCCUCUGGGGACAGCCUGCUGCCCCCUACUCAGGAAAUGAGAUCCCCCAGCCCCAUGGUAGCCCUGCAGUCAGGCUCCACUGGUGGCCCCCUUCCCCCUGCCGAUGACAAGCUGGAAGAGCUCAUCCGGCAAUUUGAGGCUGAAUUUGGGGAUAGCUUUGGGCUUCCUGGCCCUCCUUCGGUGCCCAUUCAAGACCCUGAAAACCAAUCAACAUGUCUCCCAACUCCGGAGAGCCCUUUCGCCACCCGCUCCCCCAAGAAGAUCAAGAUUGAGUCUUCAGGGGCUGUGACUGUGCUCUCAACCACCUGCUUCCAUUCAGAAGAGGGAGGACAGGAGGCCACUCCCACCAAGGCCGAGAACCCACUCACACCCACCCUCAGUGGCUUCUUGGAGUCACCUCUUAAGUACCUAGACACACCUACGAAGAGUCUGCUGGACACACCUGCCAAGAAGGCCCAGGCUGAGUUCCCCACCUGCGAUUGUGUCGAACAAAUAGUGGAGAAGGAUGAAGGCCCAUAUUACACUCACCUGGGAUCUGGCCCCACAGUAGCCUCUAUCCGGGAACUCAUGGAGGAUCGGUAUGGAGAAAAGGGGAAAGCUAUUCGGAUCGAGAAGGUCAUCUACACGGGCAAGGAGGGGAAGAGUUCUCGAGGCUGUCCCAUUGCCAAGUGGGUGAUCCGAAGACACACACUGGAGGAGAAGCUGCUGUGCCUGGUACGGCAUCGGGCGGGCCACCAUUGUCAGAAUGCUGUGAUCGUCAUCUUGAUCCUGGCCUGGGAGGGCAUCCCUCGCAGCCUUGGAGACACCCUCUACCAGGAGCUCACUGAUACCCUCCGGAAGUAUGGGAACCCUACCAGCCGGAGAUGUGGCCUCAACGAUGACCGUACCUGUGCUUGCCAAGGCAAAGACCCCAACACCUGUGGUGCCUCCUUCUCCUUCGGCUGCUCCUGGAGCAUGUACUUCAACGGCUGCAAAUACGCCCGGAGCAAGACGCCACGGAAGUUCCGCCUCACAGGAGACAAUCCGAAAGAGGAGGAGGUGCUCCGGAAUAGCUUUCAGGACCUGGCCACUGAAGUUGCUCCCCUAUACAAGCGGCUGGCACCCCAGGCCUAUCAGAACCAGGUGACCAAUGAGGACGUGGCGAUCGACUGCCGUCUGGGACUGAAGGAAGGGAGGCCCUUCUCUGGGGUCACAGCCUGCAUGGACUUCUGUGCCCACGCCCACAAGGACCAACAUAACCUCUACAAUGGGUGCACUGUGGUCUGCACCCUGACCAAGGAAGACAAUCGCUGCGUGGGCCAGAUCCCCGAGGAUGAGCAGCUGCAUGUGCUACCCCUGUACAAGAUGGCCACCACGGAUGAGUAUGGCAGUGAGGAGAACCAGAAUGCAAAGGUCAGCAGUGGGGCCAUCCAGGUGCUCACAGCAUUCCCUAGAGAGGUCCGGCGGCUGCCCGAGCCUGCCAAGUCCUGCCGCCAACGGCAGCUGGAAGCCAGGAAGGCGGCGGCCGAGAAGAAGAAGCUGCAGAAGGAGAAGCUGAGCACGCCAGAGAAGAUCAAGCAGGAGGCCCUGGAGUUGGCUGGAGUCACCACUGACCCAGGCCUGUCUCUGAAGGGUGGAUUGCCCCAGCAAAGCCUGAAGCCCUCACUCAAGGUGGAGCCUCAGAACCACUUUAGCUCCUUCAAGUACAGCGGCAAUGCAGUGGUGGAGAGCUACUCGGUGCUGGGCAGCUGCCGGCCCUCCGACCCCUACAGUAUGAGCAGCGUGUAUUCCUAUCACUCACGCUACGCGCAGCCUGGCCUGGCCUCCGUCAACGGCUUCCACUCCAAGUACACACUUCCCUCCUUCGGCUACUAUGGCUUCCCAUCUAGCAACCCUGUCUUCCCCUCCCAGUUCUUGGGUCCCAGUGCCUGGGGACACGGGGGCGGCGGAGGCAGUUUUGAAAAGAAGCCAGACCUCCAUGCUCUACACAACAGCCUGAACCCGGCCUACGGUGGUGCUGAGUUUGCCGAGCUGCCUGGCCAGGCUGUUUCCACAGACAACCACCACCCCGCCCCUCACCACCAGCAGCCUGCUUACCCAGGCCCCAAGGAAUAUCUGCUACCCAAGGUCCCCCAGCUCCACCCAGCAUCCAGGGACCCCUCUCCCUUCGCUCAGAGCUCCAGUUGCUAUAACAGAUCCAUCAAGCAAGAGCCAGUCGACCCUCUGACCCAGGCUGAGGCCGUACCCAGAGACUCUGGUAAGAUGAGUAGAACGCCCUUGCCUGAAGCAUCUCAGAAUGGAGGACCCAGUCAUCUGUGGGGACAGUACUCAGGAGGCCCAAGCAUGUCCCCGAAGAGGACUAACAGUGUAGGUGGCAACUGGGGAGUGUUCCCUUCGGGGGAAAGCCCCACCAUUGUUCCCGACAAGCUCAAUUCUUUUGGGGCCAGCUGUCUCACCCCUUCACACUUCCCAGAUAGCCAGUGGGGACUGUUCACUGGUGAAGGUCAGCAGUCAGCCCCGCAUCCCGGAGGACGGCUUCGAGGCAAGCCAUGGAGCCCUUGCAAGUUUGGGAACGGCACCUCGGCCUUGUCUGGUCCCAGCCUGCCUGAGAAGCCAUGGGGGAUGGGAGCAGGGGAUUUCAACUCCUCCCUGAAAGGUGGCCCUGGGUUCCAAGACAAGUUGUGGAAUCCUGUGAAGGUGGAAGAGGGCAGGAUUCCCACACCAGGGGCCAACCAGCUGGAGAAAGCCUGGCAGGCCUUUGGCAUGCCCUUGAGCUCCAACGAGAAGCUAUUUGGGGCCCUGAAGUCAGAGGAGAAGCUAUGGGAUCCCUUCAGUCUGGAGGAGGGGACAGCUGAGGAGCCCCCCAGCAAGGGGGUGGUGAAGGAAGAGAAGACUGGGCCCGGAGUGGAAGAGGACGAGGAGGAGCUGUGGUCGGACAGUGAACACAACUUCCUGGACGAGAACAUAGGUGGUGUGGCUGUGGCCCCCGCCCACUGCUCCAUCCUCAUCGAGUGUGCCCGUCGAGAGCUACAUGCCACCACACCACUCAAAAAACCCAACCGCUGCCACCCCACCCGCAUCUCGCUGGUCUUCUACCAGCACAAGAACCUCAACCAGCCCAACCAUGGGCUGGCGCUUUGGGAGGCCAAGAUGAAGCAGCUGGCGGAACGAGCGCGGCAGCGGCAAGAGGAGGCCGCACGCCUAGGCCUGGGCCAGCAGGAGGCCAAGCUCUAUGGGAAGAAGCGAAAAUGGGGGGGUGCUAUGGUGGCUGAGCCCCAGCACAAAGAAAAGAAGGGGGCUGUUCCUACCCGGCAGGCACUGGCCAUGCCCACAGACUCGGCAGUCACCGUGUCCUCUUACGCCUACACAAAGGUCACUGGCCCCUACAGCCGCUGGAUCUAGGUGCCAGGAGCCAGCGUACCUCAGCGUCGGGCCCGGCCCGAGCUGCUCUGUGGUGCUUUUGCCCUCAUGCCCGGGGGCGGGUUGGGGGUGCAGAAGUCUCUCUAUAUCUACAUAUAUGGAUAUGCUUAUCAUAUAUAUGUAUUUAUGGUCCAAACCUCAGAACUGACCCGCCCUCCCUCCUCUAUUUCCCCAGCACUUUGAAGAAACUACGGCUGUCGGGUGAUUUUUUUUUUUUUUUGAUCUUAAUAUUUAUAUCUCCAUGUUUUAUUUUUUUCCCCUUGUUUUGGGGGGCUUUUAUUUUCCUUUUGUUUUUAAAAUUUUAUCCUUGUAUAUCACAAUAAUGGAAAGAAAGUUUAUAGUGUCCUUUCACAAAGGAGCGUAGUUUUAAAUUCCAUUUAAAAUAUGUAUUUAUUGGAUUUUUUAAAACGACAAUAGUAAUGGGUUACAGGUGGGCAGAACAGGCCGGCAGCACUUCCUGCCUGUCGAGCCCAGCCUCCUGGGAGCUGCAGUUUCUCCCAGCCAUCUGCCCCCACAAACCAAGGUUAGCAUGGAGCCCUGGUCUAUCCCUCCUUUCCACAGGCUAGGGAGCCUUUGGGACCACCCCGUUCUCCUCUGUGGAAUGGGGGAAGCUGCAGACAUCUGGGGGCCUGGCCUGAAGAUGCUGGUGUUAGAUGUCCCCAGAAACCAGGUUGGAAGUAGACAGCUUCAAGCUUGCUAGUCUCCACACUGAAUCCUCUCUGUCCGUUAUUUAUCAAGUCAUAUGAUGUCCUGGUUCGCUAGGCAGCACCUCAAGCUGGAGCAGGAGUCGAGAGGCUCCUAGGAGCCCUUCUCGUCCUGUUGAUAAAACUGGUGAGUAUUGGGCGGAAGGGAGCUUAGUGGCAAUUUUCUUUAAAAUCGCCCCAAAGUUUGUCGAUACUGAAAAAGGGCUACUGUAUCUUUAGAAACGAGAAGUUGAACCCAAGCUGUGAAGAGCCAGUGUGCUGUGUGGCGCUCUGCGGGGCGCUCUCUGCGGUGCUGUGUGUGCGGUGCUGGAACCUGGUGCUGUAGUGUUGUGCUGGGACUUUUCUGACUCUCAGGGCAGGUGGCAUCCUGCCGGAGCUCAGCAAGCCAGUGUGAUGGCAGGUCACGCAUCGGCCUUAUUCCUGGAUCUUCACACGGGACGAUGGUGCAGUCCUCCCAGCCCUCGCAGGGUAUGGCCUACACUUCAUUUAAAGUGCCAGGGUCAGGCGUUUUCAAACAGGUUGCUAUGCUUUUCCUCCUUCGAGGGGGCCAGUUCUCCAAUGGAUCUUUCCUCUCCUCCCUCUCCCCUCUCCACCUCCCCUGUAACACGCCCGUUCUAAAAUCCUGGUGCAUCCAUUCAGCUCUUUGAAAAUGAGAAAUGUUGGUGCUUUAAUUUCUGUGACAUCGACGAGAGAGAGAGGUCGGGCCUGGCAGGUGGAGGCGGUGCUUGUCCGCAGCAGGUCAGUCCUCAUGGAGAGUUUGUUCUCAGAUGUCUUUGGCCGUGUUGUCAGGCCGCUCGUGAGGACGUGUGUGGUGUGU
This is a messenger RNA of Rattus rattus (black rat), 7450 nucleotides long. RefSeq names its product tet methylcytosine dioxygenase 3 (gene Tet3). Gene Ontology annotation, molecular function: DNA binding; zinc ion binding; DNA 5-methylcytosine dioxygenase activity. Bases 503 to 5911 code for a protein of 1802 amino acids. Gene Ontology annotation, cellular component: nucleus. The transcript has 12 exons. Gene Ontology annotation, biological process: oxidative demethylation; positive regulation of transcription by RNA polymerase II. Lineage: Eukaryota; Metazoa; Chordata; Mammalia; Rodentia; Muridae. The record is from RefSeq and is a predicted model, not a curated record.